This is a messenger RNA of Suillus subalutaceus, 894 nucleotides long. RefSeq lists its product as uncharacterized. The annotation marks the transcript as partial. Lineage: Eukaryota; Fungi; Basidiomycota; Agaricomycetes; Boletales; Suillaceae. The record is from RefSeq and is a predicted model, not a curated record. The transcript has a single exon.
AUGACCAACACCAACGAAGACUUUGAUCUCCCUCGCUGGCAAACUCACGCUCAUCUGGAACCGUUGUCUUCAUCUGCACAGGCUGCUCAGUCUGCUGCUAGAGCAUCUUAUCUUUAUCCUAGUGCACCGCCUCCACCACCACCGCAGUCUCUCACAACCGCCGGUCAGAGAUUGCCGCCCUUACAUCAAUCUCCUGGCUCAUCCAGGCAGCCUCGUCUGGCUCAAAUCCUUGACCACGAUCAACCAACGGGCGUUACAUCUUCAUCUUUCCUUUCUACAGGUUUAAACCAGCUUUCGAGGAGUGCGUCAUUAGGUGGUGGUAGUGGAGCUGGUAACGGAUCUUCCAGGGCUCGUCGUCACCAUCAACCAGAAGAUCUCGAGGGCGCUUUCAACCUUGACGCCCAAAACGUUCCUAGUUCGAGACACAUGGCUGCAACACCAAAUUCCCUCUACCCAUCCAGCAUUGCUUUCCACCAAUCUCAAACAGGUCCCCCUCCCCCCAACAAUAGCGCAUCUCCCACAGGUGUAUCCAGCGAACCAUAUUCAGAAAUGUAUUAUAAUGGUUCCAGUGGGAACCUUCCAAAGCGAGCUCUUACACAGCAUGAUCCUACCUCCCGCUCUGGACGUUCACCAAUGCGUGCGGGUAACUCACUCCUGGAUCCAUACUCUCAACAAGCCCAGUACUCACCAUCUACCACCCCUUACCUCUACGCUUCAUCGUCUGAGAGGCCCAACACUUCAUCUGCCUAUCAUUCCCAUGCCCGCAACACUUCUCAGACCAAGGUUGAAAGCUCGACGCCACCACUAUCAUCCCCGUACACUCCGCAGAGUGCUGCGCAGGCUGCUUAUGCUGCGUAUGCGAUGGACUCCUCCAGUCCCGCACCACACCAAAAU